AUGAGCCGAAUCAUUCUGAGAUCCGUCAUCGCUCAGCUUACUCGCGGAGCUAUGACUCGCCGCCAUUUCUCUUCGCCCGUAGGUAACCUGGGCAAGGAAGCAAAAGACGGAGGAGUUAUCAAGCUAAACAUCUCGCUCAGGUUACUUUGCAGCAAUCCCGGUGGGAUUUUGCGGAGGUAUGGAGAGAGUUUUGUUAUUCCCCUUACUUGA
Arabis nemorensis is the source of this 210-nucleotide messenger RNA. The record is from the annotation of a GenBank genome assembly. NCBI's taxonomy places the organism in Eukaryota, Viridiplantae, Streptophyta, Magnoliopsida, Brassicales, Brassicaceae.